CCCGACCUUCGGCGGGUCCCGGUGCGGCCCCGCGGCGCGGUGCGGCGGGGGGGGACUCGAGCCCGGGCGGGAGCGCCAUGGAGCCGCCGCCGCCGGGCGCCGAGCGCGACCUCUACCGGGACACGUGGGUGCGGUACCUGGGCUAUGCCAAUGAGGUGGGAGAGGCUUUCCGCUCCAUGGUGCCCAGGGCUGUGGUGUGGCUGAGCUACGGUGUGGCCAGCUCCUACGUGCUGGCAGAUGCCAUGGACAAAGGCAAGAAGGCAGGAGAGGUGCGGGGCCCUGAGGCAGGCCGCAGCGCCAGGGUGACGGUGGCCGUGGUCGACACUUUUGUGUGGCAGGCCCUGGCCUCCGUGGUCAUCCCAGGAUUCACUAUCAACCGUGUGUGUGCCACCUCUCUCUACGUCCUGGGCACUGCUACCCGCUGGCCCCUGCCGGUCCGCAAGUGGACCACCACCACGCUGGGACUGUUGACCAUCCCUCUCAUUAUCCACCCCAUUGACAGGUCAGUGGACUUCCUCCUGGACUCCAGCCUGCGUAAGUUCUACCCAUCUGUGGGGAAGCCCAGCUCCUGACUCCACCCUAGUGCCUGGCCCUCGGUUGGCUCCCUCCCACUAGGGAAUGUAGAUACCGACUCCCUGAGGUCCACAGUCCUGGCACCUACAUGGGUUUGAGCUGGACAGAAGUCUGCAGGCAAAGUCCUCAAGGAGCAGCAGCUACAGAAAACUGCAGAGGCUGGGCCUGGACCCCAUUUGUUUCUGUGGAAUCGGUUGUCUUCACGGCGAGAGGACCUCUCUUUGGCUCCGGAUGGGGAAUCAUGGAGGAUGAGGAGACUGAGGCCCAGAUAGGGCAAGAAAUAUGCCCCAGAUCACUUGGCAGGCUGGUGCCAGGAGUCCCUCUGCCCAGCUAAAUCACCCCAUGGCAUCAUGACUGACAACAGCAGGUACUGGGGGAGGAAUGAAGGAGUGGGGCAUUUAGAUGUCCCCGACCAGCCACAGCUGCUAUGGAGACUAGGAGGCCUGGCAGGGAGGCACACAGCCCUGAGCUGGGAGCUGGCCCAAUAAAUCUUUAAGAAGU
Messenger RNA from Perognathus longimembris pacificus (Pacific pocket mouse), 1074 nucleotides. It is a transcript of the gene Mtfp1, whose product is annotated as mitochondrial fission process 1. The record is from RefSeq and is a predicted model, not a curated record. Gene Ontology annotation, cellular component: mitochondrion. NCBI's taxonomy places the organism in Eukaryota, Metazoa, Chordata, Mammalia, Rodentia, Heteromyidae. Gene Ontology annotation, biological process: mitochondrial fission. The coding region runs from base 78 to 572 and encodes 164 amino acids. The transcript is spliced from 4 exons.